Lentinula edodes (shiitake mushroom) is the source of this 1312-nucleotide messenger RNA. RefSeq lists its product as uncharacterized. NCBI's taxonomy places the organism in Eukaryota, Fungi, Basidiomycota, Agaricomycetes, Agaricales, Omphalotaceae. The record is from RefSeq and is a predicted model, not a curated record. The coding region runs from base 1 to 885 and encodes 294 amino acids. The transcript is spliced from 4 exons.
AUGAGGCCAAUUCUUGCUCAAUUUCUGGCCAGACGAUAUGAAAGCGUGAAGUCUGAAAAUCCUGGAAAACAGCGUCGAUACUGGCAGCUUCGCGUUUUACGUGAGUUUUGGGCCUCUAAUUCAACAAACCCAGGGGAACAUGAACCGACUGAGUCCCCCUCUGAAUCUGUGAUGAAUAUUUUUACUCAAGACGAUGACCCAUACGAUGAGAUUCUAUCGGAUGUCAUUGGAGGCAUUGUCAUACGGACAGAUUUUUCGAAUGAGGAGGCAUGGAAUGCAUUCUCUACCAGAUUGAAAGCAGCCGAGGACGAGAUUUCCGAUGGUGGGCAAGAUACCACAGAAGCAGGACCUUCAUCUGUAGAAGGAUCCGCGCCUACGCAAGUCACAGAUGUUGACAUGGAGGACGGAAAUGAUAGCGACGACUCAGAAGAAGAAAACGUGGAUGGAAAACUCAUCAAGAUCAUUAACCCUACCCAGCCAGAACAACGCGCGAUCUUCCAGAACAUAUCAAAUAUACGUGCCCUGCGUCUUUUCAAUGAUGUGGACAUUAGGCCUGCUCCUCCUGUACCAUCUGGACACAAACGAUUCUCCCCUCCCCAUCCUCUCGUUGAUUACGCCGGAUGGCAGGAAAUUUACACGGGAGUUACGCUCUGGGUGUAUGAUUCUACAUCAAACAUAGAUCAAUCCGCGAGGCUGAUCAGCGCAGAAGGGGACAUCUAUGGCACAGCUACAGGCGACAGUUGGCGGGCUCAAGUGUCUCAUAUACCCGAUCUUCAACUCAAUAUGACAUUCGAACACAUGAAAAUCAAUUUUGGAGGAAUGGAUCGGUGGGAUUACUCCGAAAGAAAACGCAACUUGGCAGAAGCUGAGAUGCUCGAGUCUUGAUAGAGUUUUGCGUAUCUCUAUACGUAUCUUUCCGUUUUCAUGCCAAGGAUGUCGGUAGUCGAAUGGCUGCUCAUAUCCCUGAUCAAUUUUUACUUGCAUUUAACCCACUGUUUUAGCGCGUCGCACACGAUAGUCUUGGCAGCUUGGACGGUCGGUCAAAGUGAGGUGUCUCCGGUAACAUUUUUUCUUCCGGAACAGGAUGUUGAUCUCUCACCUCUGUUCCGUUUCUCAUCUUGGUUGUCUUGGGUCGUCAAAGAUCUGGUAUGGGUACUCUACUACCGUUCUCUCGGGAAGAGAGCGUUGUUUUGGGUGUUGUCUGUCCGAAAAUAUGGUUCUCCAUUCCACGAUGGCGUGUUCAAUCCUUGACUGGCUCAAUCAUGUAGAUAAUUAUGAACUUCAUCGACGAACAAAACUUCAAAAACCUGAG